Molecule: messenger RNA, 1195 nt
Organism: Drosophila bipectinata
Lineage: Eukaryota; Metazoa; Arthropoda; Insecta; Diptera; Drosophilidae
Product: protein rolling stone
Cellular component (GO): membrane
Source: RefSeq, a predicted model, not a curated record
CGGAGAAUGGCUUGACUGGGAAGUAGUGACUGCAUAAGAACGUAGCGAGUAACAGUUGCAUGCACCGAUUACUUACGUAAUUAUUCAAAAGCAAACAAGUGUUCACGACGAGAUCGAUCUACGGAGAAACUAAUAAGAUGGGCAAACUCCAGGUAAUCGUGCAUCCAGUGAAGAAAGAGUUCCAGCGAAAGAGCUGCGGCUUCGACCAUGAUACACCCGAUGAUUUUGUCAAGUCUCAGUGGCAGACUUGUACAAAGAGCAUGGCCUAUUUGUUCUACCGCUGGUUUAUGGCCCUGUUCUUCGUGGGCGUGGUAAUCGUCUCUAUGAGGCCAGAUCCAGACGAUAAGUAUAGCUAUUGGUUGUACUUCAUCUACAUGACCAACUGGGGAAUAUGGAUGUGCAUGUUGACCAACCUGAUGGGUGCCAUAUUAGUCACCAUUUGGCACUAUCAUCCAGAAUACGCGGAUAAACUCCUGAAUAUGAAAAGUUCCUGCAGCUACUUUCGUGUCUAUUGGGGCAUGCACGUCAUAAGUUUGGUGUUAUCUAUUGUCAUAACCAUUAUCUACUGGAGCUUGCUCUACAAUGCUAAUGAAAGUACUCUAGACGCCACUAAUGUGCUCACCCAUGCCUUCAACUCGGUUUGCAUGUUCAUCGAUCUGUGGAUUGUGGCACAUCCCUUGAGGCUCUUGCAGAUGUUUCUGCCCGUGGUAUUUGGUGUGGUGUAUGCCAUUUUCUCCUACAUCUACCAAUCAAGUGGAGGCGUUAAUAAAAAGGGCAAGCCUUAUAUCUACCAUGUAAUCGACUGGAGCAAGCCCGAAAGCUCCUUCAUCACAGUGAUUGGCGUUUUAGUCCUAUCCUGUUGCAUCUACAUCCUGCUAUUCGCCUUCUUCAAGCUGCGAAUGUUCCUCCAUCGACGCUGCCGCAAGGCCAGCUUCGUCCUGCCCACCAGUAGCGCCAAAAAGAAUGGGCUGGACGAUAAAAAUGCAUCUGCCAAUGGAAUCCAGCACUCACCUUCACGCAUAUCCAUGGUAUUGGGCAACUUCAAGGGCUACGAAAAUCAGGCUUACUCCCCCAGUGGCGAACCCACAAACAAAAACUAGGACUUGUAUUUAAUCUAGGAGCCACUAGUAGUAUUUAGUCGAAUUAUCCUGUAGAAUUUACAACCAGUGAUAUUAUAUUUUAUUAUUUUAGUCAA